AUGACUAUAGAUCCGGUUCUCCCACCGCCCUCAUCGCGGGUCCGAGCAGUUUGGGCGGCGGGAGAAGAGGUAGCGGCCAGACAGCCCAGAUUUGCAAAGAUGCUCCGCGCCGCGGCCCUUAGGCACCCUGCACGCGCCGGCCCCGCCGCCACGACGCCCAAGAGGAAGGUCAACUCCGCCGAGGGGGCGGCGAAGGAGGAGCCCAAGAGGAGAUCUGCGAGGUUGUCAGCUAAACCUGCUCCUGCGAAAGAGGAAACCAAGCCAAAAAAGGCGGUAGGAGAGGAUAAAUCUGCAGACAAAAAAGUACAAACAAAAGGGAAAAGGGGAGCAAAGGGAAAACAGGCUGAAGUGGCUAACCAAGAACCUAAGGAAGAUCUACCUGCGGAAAACGGGGAGUCUAAAAACGAGGAGAGUCCAGCCUCAGAUGAAGCAGGAGAUAAAGAAGCCAAGUCUGAUUAAUAUCAUAUAUCAUGUCUUAUCAGUGGUCCCUGUCUCCCUUCUUGUACAAUCCAGAGGAAUAUUUUUAUCAACUAUUUUGUAAAUGCAAGUUUUU
This is a messenger RNA of Pteronotus mesoamericanus, 553 nucleotides long. Its product is annotated as non-histone chromosomal protein HMG-14-like. The transcript has a single exon. Lineage: Eukaryota; Metazoa; Chordata; Mammalia; Chiroptera; Mormoopidae. Gene Ontology annotation, cellular component: chromatin; nucleus. The record is from RefSeq and is a predicted model, not a curated record. The coding region runs from base 1 to 459 and encodes 152 amino acids. Gene Ontology annotation, biological process: chromatin organization. Gene Ontology annotation, molecular function: nucleosomal DNA binding.